This is a messenger RNA of Gopherus evgoodei (Goodes thornscrub tortoise), 932 nucleotides long. RefSeq names its product signal transducer and activator of transcription 5B-like. Lineage: Eukaryota; Metazoa; Chordata; Testudines; Testudinidae. Gene Ontology annotation, biological process: growth hormone receptor signaling pathway via JAK-STAT; cell surface receptor signaling pathway via JAK-STAT; cytokine-mediated signaling pathway. The record is from RefSeq and is a predicted model, not a curated record. The transcript is spliced from 4 exons. Gene Ontology annotation, molecular function: DNA-binding transcription factor activity, RNA polymerase II-specific; RNA polymerase II cis-regulatory region sequence-specific DNA binding. The annotation marks the transcript as partial.
GAAUUCCCGUGGUCUAGCUUGACCUGGGACUGGCGCGUGCCUGACCGGGCAGGGCCAGUCCCUGUGUGGCAGAGCAGGCGUAGUGCUCCAAGGGGAUGUUGUGCAGGUGUUUCCCUCACAGCGUGUGAUGGGGAUUCAUGCAGCACAGGGGGGUGAGGCUCUAGCUCUUCAACUCCCUCUUGGCUUCAGCAUAAGGAUCCAGCGUAAGGGAAGCAGUGACCCACGUGCUAAGCUCUGUGCAUGGGGCCGACUCCUGUGCGUGAAGUCAAACCCGUGUGGAUGUGUGCACCCCAGGACACCGGUACCUUGGCCGCCCCUGCAUCGCUUCGCUCUUUGGCAAAGGAGCACCUGGUUUCCUGAAAGCGGAGUCAGUCUCAGCCAGGAGAUGCCCCGCAGGAAUUCCUGCCGGGAUGCGGGUGUGGUGGAGGAGGCGUGCGAGCAAAUGGUGUUUGCUUCUUUCUCAUUUGGGGAACCUGGAGUUGAGUUUAGGAGUUUACCCGCUUCGUUUUCACCCCUACUCCGCCAGGUUCUCACCGAUGGCCCUGUGGAUCCAGGCCCAGCAGCUGCAGGGGGAGGCCCUGCUCCAGAUGCAGGUGCUGUGCAGCCAGCACUUCCCCAUCGAGGUGCGGCAUUACCUGUCGCAGUGGAUUGAGAGCCAAGCAUGGGACUCCAUCGACCUCGAUAACCCCCAGGAGAACCUCAAAGCCACCCAGCUGCUGGAGGGGCUGAUCCAGGAGCUGCAAAAGAAGGCCGAUCACCAAGUGGGCGAGGACGGGUUCUUGCUGAAGAUCAAGCUGGGGCAUUAUGCCACUCAGCUGCAGAACACGUAUGACCAGUGCCCCAUGGAGCUGGUGCACUGCUGUGACGAACUGGGAAUGUUCUUAAUGUUUUCUCUGAAUACUGUGUUGGUGCCUCAGUGUCCCCUAGGCAGU